Molecule: messenger RNA, 1546 nt
Organism: Cuscuta campestris
Lineage: Eukaryota; Viridiplantae; Streptophyta; Magnoliopsida; Solanales; Convolvulaceae
Source: the annotation of a GenBank genome assembly
AUUCGAGCUCCAAUGAAAACAUAGUAUUCAAAAAACUACCGGGUUCGAGUCCGAAUGAAGACGGAGCUGGAGCGUAUGACUUCAAAAAAGUAAAUACAGACACAUUUCAACUGUCCCGCGGAAGCCCAAUCUCACCUCCCUCCAGAUCUUUCCUCCCCCGACUCAACGAGGAGUAAUCAUGUCAGAUGCUCUGAUCAGUGGCCUAGCCGGAGCCGGCGGCGGCAUGAUCGCUCAGCUCAUCACUUAUCCGCUUCAAACUGUAAAUACGCGGCAGCAAACGCAGAGAGAAUUGAAGGAGGAGAAGAAGAAGCGGCUCAGUACUAUUGAGCAAAUGUGUCAGGUUGCUCGGCAAGAGGGGUGGGAUCGGCUAUAUGGCGGCUUGACACCCUCUCUGGUGGGAACGGCGGCUUCUCAGGGUGUCUAUUACUACUUCUAUCAAGUAUUUAGGAACAAAGCUGAAGCUUCUGCCCUUGAUCGUAAGAAGAGAGGGAUUGGUGAUGGUUCAGUGGGAAUGUUAUCAUCACUUGUAGUAGCUGCUCUAUCUGGGUGUGUAAACGUGCUGCUGACUAAUCCCAUAUGGGUAGUUGUCACCCGCAUGCAGACUCAUUCAAAAAAAUCCAAAAAUAGUUCAACCAGAGCUGCGACAACAGAGGGUGUGAUUCUUGCUGCUAUUGAACCUCCUCCUUACGGGACUACCCAUGCAAUAAAUGAAGUAUAUGAUGAAGCUGGAUUUUGGGGAUUUUGGAAAGGUGUUGUCCCGACGUUGAUCAUGGUCAGCAAUCCAUCCAUACAGUUUAUGCUGUAUGAGACCCUUUUGAAAAAGCUAAAAAAACGACGAGCCUCCAGCAAUAAAGCCUCUGAUGUCACUGCUUUGGAGAUAUUUUUGCUUGGAGCACUGGCAAAACUUGGAGCCACAGUCGUGACAUAUCCUCUUCUGGUUGUUAAGUCAAGACUUCAGGCAAAGCAAGUUAAUGGGGUUGAUAAAAGACAUCAAUAUAAAGGCACAUUCGAUGCCAUUGCGAAGAUGAUGACGCACGAAGGUUUUUAUGGGUUUUACAAUGGGAUGGGCACAAAAAUAGUUCAGAGUGUUCUAGCUGCUGCUGUGUUAUUCAUGGUGAAAGAAGAACUUGUCAGAGGUGCUAGACGCCUUUUAACUGGAGCUGCCGCUUCCAACUCUCUUUGACAAAUGAGAUUUACCUCUCCCCAACAACAGCCAUGCCAAUAUGGUAGGUACAUUUCUAUCUUUAAAGCUGGGCAGGAAUGCAUAUAUAUAUCUCUACAGAUUAUAGAUUCAUACACUUGUUAUUUAAGGGUAGAUAUUCAAGAUCAAAUCACUAGGGAUCUUUAAUCCCGACAUCAGACAAAGAUAAAAUUAUCGGUCCGCUUUAUAUUAGGAUUGUUUUAAUUUAUUGUAUUGUAACAAAGGAAAGGUGCAAUACUACAAUGAACUCAGUCUUGAUUUAUUGAACUUGGCAUGUAGAACAGUUGUUGUAGUACUCUAUGUUGACAUUUCAUCAUUUGCCAAUGGUCUCUUUCUUAGCUGGUU